UCUGCGAGUGCGCGUCCGCGUCCGCGAGACUGUGUAGUGGCUGUAAUGUAUUUGAUGUUCUCAUUGGUGCCUCCCCUCUAACAUGUCACAAUUUCUGGUAGAUUAACCCAGAUAUGGGGAGCAUCAUCAGGUGUUGAAGUACCACUAACGCUCUCUUAACCCUUGUCUUCGAGGCAUCCACCUGCAGGAACAAGCACCUGCUGACUGAAAAAAAGUUCAGAAACUUGUGCAACCAACUCAGGAACAACACAUAUUUCAACAUGUUUUCUUCCAUUUGAUCGAUUAUUUUACCAACGCCUUGUGCCUUUAAAAUGCAUAGUGUUCGAGACUCCACCAACAUGCUAUUCUCUUCAUCUUCAACAUUGCCAAUGUAUUUAUUGAUGACGUCUCUGCUGGUGAUGGGCCUGGAGGCUGCGGCCACCGCAGGGACCACGCCGGGCUGCGCGUCCUGCCGCAUGCCGCUAAUGGAGAAGGAUGCGGAGCAGAGGCUCCUGGUUGAAAUCGCCAAGCAGCAGAUCUUGAACAACCUGCACCUGAAAGAGAGACCAAAUAUCACAUCGACGGUGCCCCGCGCUGCACUUCUCACCGCGCUCCGCAAACUGCACGCGGGACGUGUCAGAUCGGACGGCACCUUUGAACUUGAAAACAAAAUCAAGGAAACCAAAGAUCCGGGAUAUGAAAUAGUGAGCUUCGCAGAAAUAGAUGAGAUGAACACUACUACUGGAGCCCAGCCAGGCCUCACCUUCCAGUUCCUACAGGAGAGAGAACACAGCAUCCAGGUGCUUCAGUCUGCCCUGUGGCUGUAUGUCCACUCCUCCGACACCCCUAACCGGGGUCCCCGCCCCACCGCCACAGCCCACAUUUACCUGUCUAGCCCUGGGGAAGGCAGAUCCAACCACACCCUCCUCUUGGAGAAGAUCUUGGAUGUGCAGAAGAGCAACUGGCAUACCUUCCCCAUCACCCACACCCUACAGGCGUUCAUGGACGGGAGCAAGCGGCUGCUACAGCUUGAGGUCAUCUGCAAGGAGGCCGGGUUUGAGCCGGGCCAAGGCCAGAACCUGUGUGAGCUGGGUAAGACCAUGGACAUGGCUCAUCAGCCAUUUGUGGUGGCCCAGGUGCGGCUCCGUGACAACUCCAGGCACAUCCUCCAGAAGAGGUCUCUGCGCUGCGGGGACAAUGUCAGCGUUUGCUGCAAGAAGGACUUCUAUGUCAAGUUCAAGGAUAUCCAGUGGCAGGACUGGAUCAUAGCACCUGAGGGGUACCAUAUGAAUCACUGUAUGGGUCAGUGUCCCCAGGCCCUGGCCGGGUCUCCGGGCAUCGCGUCUUCUUUCCACGCCACAGUGUUCAGUCAGCUCAAAGCCAACGGCAUCAAUUCAGCGGUGUCUUCUUGCUGCGUGCCCAUCCAGCGUAGGCCUCUGUCUAUGGUCUACUUCAACUCACAGCACAGCAUUGUCAAGACCGACGUCCCUGAUAUGAUCGUAGAGUCCUGCGGCUGCACGUAAACACAUAAAAGAGAAAGACCAGACAUUCAGCUUAUGAUGCUUUUAGUCUGAGAAGACUAGAUUGAAUUUGUUACACACACACACACACACACACACACACAUAAUUUAAGGUAUUCCGUCUCUAUCAAUUUGAUAGAUGGUUUUUGCACAGAAAGUGAGAAUGAGGCUUCAAUGUCUUGUAACUAGCAGACCUGGUUCAAAUACUAUAUAGGGUAUUUCAAUUACUUUCAAAGACAUUUAGAAGUAAGUAUUUCAAUAUAUAUAAUUAAAAAAAAAAUGUUUUAAGACGUAGUUGAAUAUUGUAAUAUAUUUGGAAAUACACUUGGAAAGUAUUUGGAAAUACACUUGGAAAGUAUUGGAAAAUACUUACAUACACUGACUCAAAUACACUCCCAGGCAUUUGAAAAUAGUAUUUGAAAUAAAUAUUUGGAAAUACUUUCAAAUAGUAGGCUAUUUAUGGGAAAUUAUUUGAAAAUACUUUCAAAUACUUACAAUAGAAGUAGUUGAUUAGGGCCAUAUUUUUGGAAAAAUACUGAGAUACACAGAAAAUAAGUAUUUAAAUAUCAAAUAAUCAAAUACACAUGUAUUUGAUCCCAGGUCUGGUAACCAUGCCAACGGGGAAUAGUACUGAAUGUUAAUAGGGUUUGGUCAGUCAUGUGGUCACACAAGACACAUGACGGAAAGAGGAGAGAGAUUAAUAUAUAUCUAACCUUCUUUCAUUUUUUAACAUUUUAAUCUAUCAGCUGUGUUAUUACUUUAUCUUUUUAUACUAAAUGUGUUGUGUAUACUGGUGAAUGUGAGUUAAAAUGCAGUAAGAUUUAUUGCAGUCAGUCAGCGCCUGGACUUCAGAGAAAUGUACUAGAACAUAUCUGAGCUUUACAAAGGCUCUUUAGCUGCGUUUCCUACAUGUUGUGUUGCAUUGACAAUCUUCACACACAUACGACGUACGUAUCUGACUGGAAAUAUCUAUCGUAUAGGCAGUGCCAUUGUACCAGUUUUAUUCUCUAAAUUAUGAAGUUGUUCGACUCCUACUAGUACAAUACAAGUACUGUUACAAUACAGGCAUUUGGACUUCAAUUUAAAAAAUAAGAUUGCUAAAAUAUGUGUUUUUUUGUAAGGUUGAUGGCUAAUUGGGUGUUCUGAUACUGUAGACUCAUUCUGUAUUCGAAACCUUCUUGAAAUCCACAGAGCUACAUGCUACACUCUAAGAAAAAAGGGUUACAAAAAGGUUAUUUGUCUGUCCCGAUAGGAGAACCCUUUUUGGUUCCAGGUAGAGCCCUUUUUAGGUUCCAGGUAGAACCCUCUGUGGAAACGGUUCCACAUAGAACCAAAAGGGUUAUACCUGGA
This is a messenger RNA of Salvelinus namaycush (lake trout), 2849 nucleotides long. RefSeq names its product inhibin beta B chain-like. Bases 312 to 1502 code for a protein of 396 amino acids. Gene Ontology annotation, cellular component: extracellular region. NCBI's taxonomy places the organism in Eukaryota, Metazoa, Chordata, Actinopteri, Salmoniformes, Salmonidae. The transcript has 2 exons. Gene Ontology annotation, biological process: BMP signaling pathway; SMAD protein signal transduction. Gene Ontology annotation, molecular function: growth factor activity; cytokine activity. The record is from RefSeq and is a predicted model, not a curated record.